Messenger RNA from Lolium perenne, 2612 nucleotides. Lineage: Eukaryota; Viridiplantae; Streptophyta; Magnoliopsida; Poales; Poaceae. The record is from RefSeq and is a predicted model, not a curated record.
UCGCCACUCGCGUGUCUGGCGGGCAGAGGAGCCCUUGGUCCCGCGCGUGUCUGGCGGGAAGUGGAGCCCUGGAUUCCACGCGUCUAUGGAGUAUUCGGAUCUCAGAGUGUGACCACACGGCGGCGGACAGAGGAGCUCGGGGAGACAGAGCACGGCGGCCCUGAUCGAAGCCGCAUCCCCUACCGCAGCUGUGGUGAAGGUGGAGUUGCUAGGAUGCGCAGCGGCGGAUCAAUCCGUCGUGGUGCUUUGCAUUGUUGGAAAAUAAUUUGGUAGAUUUUGUUCGUUCGAAAUGAAUCACACAUACCAAAUUUAUCUCCGGCAAUUCAGGGAUUUGUUUAGGCCGAGAUGAUUUGCUCCCAUAAAUCUCUGAUACUUGGCCAUCGCACGCCAUGGGUAAACAGAAUUGUUUGAGCCCUGGAGGAUCACGACUCGGAGACUCGAUCAGGAGAAGAAUUGGAUCACCCUUCGGACUCCCUUUGUCCGUCGGACUCCCUUUGUUUCUACUCUUGUACAGUAGUAGAAUAAAAAACUCUCCAAGGACCACAGCCGUUUCCUGGCGGUAUCUCUGCAACCGAGAGCUUGAUUUCGAUCCCUGGAUUUGCUCGCGUCCAAUUCCUCUUAUUACUAGACAAAUCCUCUCGACCUCCCUGAUGAAACACCAUUGUACGGACCACCCGAUCACCAAAACGCUGACACCGUCUUACUCGACCCUCCAUAGCCCAAGCCAUUACAGGUUACUUGUCCUCCCUCGUCCCUCUCUCUCUCUCUCUCUCUAACUUAUGGUUCAUUGAUCAAACGAGAUACCUCUGCAUGUCUAUCAUCAAAGUUCUGACCCUCGUGAUCCGUUUGUUAAUACCAAAAUAAGAAACUCUACCUUGUUAAUUUUCAGGUUAACAAUGAUCAACCAUACAGUGUGCAAAAUAACUUCCUCAAAUCAUAUCAGUGGGAAACCAAUCUUUAAGAAAGCGAGGCCAAACGUUAAACUGGAAGACCUUCCACAGAUGAAACCUCUAAUCUUUUGACGCAGGAUCUGCUGUGCACCAUAUUAUCAAAGUUGCCUGCGAAAGAGGUUUCAAGAGCUACUGUUUUAUCAAGCAAUUGGAGAUAUAUCUGUGCUAUUUGCUGCUACAAAUUAUGUUUCGCUGGUGCUACCGGGUGUUGCCGUGAUACUUUUGAAAGAAAAGAAUACCUCCAGUACAUGCAGAAGUUCAUCGAUGAUGUCAAUACAGUCGUGCAAAAGUGCCAUGGCAAGUUGCUUGAAGAAUUCCAUGUCAGAUUCGAGUUUGAUGCAAUGCUGGUUGAUCCUCUAAAUAAAUGGGUUAAUUUUGCGGUAUCAUCACGGACAAAGAGCAUAGCUGUCAAUUUACGACCUAUUAACAAGAGACGUACAGAUGUUGAUCGCUACACAUUUCCUUUUCACCUUUUGGAUAAUGGAAGCAACAUGUCUCAUCUGCAGUGUAUACAGCUUAGCUUUGUAUCUUUGAGACCACCAUCUGAAUUCAGAGGUUUCCCAAUCCUGAGAAAGCUUGAUUUGGAGUUUGUGGAUAUCGCUAUAAAGGAUCUUCAAGUUAUAUUGUCCAAUUGCUAUAAUCUUGGAUGGCUGAGCUUAGUGAGAUGCUUCCUGAAUGGCGAACUAAAGUUGGAUCGUCCGUUGUCCCACCUUCGACACCUAACAGUUGUAUACUGUAGGGUGACCAGGAUAGAAUUUCAUGUUACGAAGCUCGUUACCUUUGUAUACAAUGGACCCAUUGUUCCUAUUUUCAUUAAUCAAGAUUCUAAGCUUGAAAAUGCACAUAUAUGUUUUGACAAGACAAAUUUUCAAGAUGGUGCCAGUUCACUCCUCAAUGGUAUUCCGAGCGUUCAAAAUCUGACACUAAAAAUUUUCGACCAGCGCUUAGAGAAGGAAUCACUGUUGAAUAGCCCAGGCAAGUUAUCCCGUCUUAGGUGCUUACAGUUGGUAAUGGGAUUAGGAGUUCAAAAUAUCGACAAACUUUCUCGUGUAGUUUCCAUUCUGAGGGCAGCUCCGCUUAUCGAGAAGUUGGAGAUCAAUUUUUUUCCCACUACUCACAUCUGUUUUGCGGACAAGGAUGCUUUGGGCAAGCAGCACCUUCAGCUGUGCGAAUAUAAUUAUCUGAAGAAUAUGCAUAUGACAGCAUAUAAAGGGACAAGAGGUCAACUUGAAUUUCUUCUGCAUGUUGUGGAAAAUGCCCCUGCGCUGGAGGAAUUAAUUGUGGACACUGCUAUGCGGGAUUAUGAAGAUCAAUACGCAGGCCUAUAUUGCAGAAAGAAAGCAUGCGCAGAGCGCGCUGUGCAGCAUGCUAGAUCUUGUCUCGGUGGAAAACUUUCAGCAAAGGUGAAACUUUGUGUUAUGUAGGUAGGGCUGCUUUAGUCAGCAAGUUUGUGCGAUUGUCCAAGGGCUGUUGUGCCUGUUUCUGUUGAAAAAUUGCGCCAUCUCUAUGUGAGGCUGUGAGAAGUAUUUGUGAAUGAAACAAGUAAUAUGGGUAUGGUAGCUAGCUUGGCUAGAUAAAGAAAGAAGUUAGUUUCCACCUGCGCAGAUUUGAAGCAGCCUAGGUGACACGUUCUAUUUCAGCCUGUUUGGCAAUUUCAGAGUA